Molecule: messenger RNA, 531 nt
Organism: Coccomyxa subellipsoidea C-169
Lineage: Eukaryota; Viridiplantae; Chlorophyta; Trebouxiophyceae; Coccomyxaceae
Exons: 5
Coding region: 1-531 (176 amino acids)
Molecular function (GO): ATP binding
Source: RefSeq, a predicted model, not a curated record
AUGGGUAUGGCAAAGGCUUUGGGGGAGGAGACACCCUUCGCCAUGAUGGCUGCAUCUGAGAUCUUCUCCCUGAAGUUGUCAAAGACAGAGGCGCUCACCCAGAUAAUUUCUUACGGGGAGCUGUCUUCUCUGCCCUACUGCCACCAGCUGAAUGGCCGGGGCAACAGCCUAAUCCGCGGCUUUGUGGAGGCUGGGGGUGCCUACCUGGGCCUGUGCGCUGGGGCCUACUAUGCCUGCUCCUACGUGGAAUUUGCCCUGGGCACAACGCUUGAGGUGAAGGGUCCUCGCGAGCUGGCAUUCUUCUCAGGCACAGCCGCGGGCCCUAUCUACGGCGGCUUCCGCUACGAAACCGAGGACGGCGCGCACGCCGCGCGUGUAGCCUUCCAGCCGCCGCACCAGGCCAGCGACGAAGCAUCCGUAAACGGGGACACGCCCAUAAACGGGAACAGCACGGCGCAGGGAACGCUGUCUUGCACCAAACCUGCAAGGCAGAUAUGCAGCCCGCUAGAUCAUCAGGCCAUGUCAGCGUGA